Molecule: messenger RNA, 4052 nt
Organism: Calypte anna (Anna's hummingbird)
Lineage: Eukaryota; Metazoa; Chordata; Aves; Apodiformes; Trochilidae
Product: apoptogenic protein 1, mitochondrial
Exons: 5
Coding region: 41-643 (200 amino acids)
Biological process (GO): intrinsic apoptotic signaling pathway
Cellular component (GO): mitochondrion
Source: RefSeq, a predicted model, not a curated record
UCCGGGCCGUGCUUGCGACAGCGCCGUAAAGCGGCGAGCGAUGGCGGCCGCCAGAGCGCUGUGGGGGGGCGGCUGUGGCUGCCGCUACCGCCGUCUCCUCCUCUCUCCCUCCUCCUCCCUCUCCUCCUCCUCAGCCGGCGGCGGCCUUGGGGCUGAGCGCAGGGAGCGGCAGGAGAGCGCGGGCCUGGGUUUCAGCCCCCCCGCACACUCCCGCAGUGACUGGAUCGGGCCCCCGGACAAGCACUCCAACCUGCGCCCCGUCAUCUUCUAUGUGCCCCCUGAGGAGUCACCGCUGGAGCGGCGGCUGCGGGAGGCCCGGCAGGAGGCCCAGGCCUGUGACCAGUGCUUCUGGGCACGCCACAACCGUGCCUUCCACCAGGAAAAAGAAGAAUUUAUUUAUUCAAGACUGAAAGCCAAGGGUCUGGAAAUGAGAGAUGAAACAGGUAAAAAAGCAACACUGAAUGCAGAAGAAAUGGCUGACUUUUACAAGGACUUUCUCAGUAAAAAUUUCAUAAAGCAUAUGCAGUAUAACAGAGAUUGGUAUAAACGUAACUUUACUAUCACAUUCCUCAUGGGACAAGUGGCAUUGGUGAAAGCUCUGAGGUGGCUUCGUUGGAAAAAGAAAAAUGUUGGAAGUUCAUGAUCACAGCUUCAUGAGGAAUGCAACACUAGCUAGGCCUGCUAUAAAUUUGGUGUUCAUAGUGAUGUUCAGAAUCUGAAGGACUAAUGUAAUAACUGUUUGAAUCUGGUUUUUAAAUUAUGUAAAUAAAAGUUGCUGUUGGUCUUAAUUUAUAAUAAUGAUGUAGGUUUCCUUUGUUUUAUUCAAACUAUAUCUAAAAUAUUUGUAAACAGAAACACUACUGAGAAAGCUAUUAAAAACUGUUCCUCUUACAUUUUAUGGAAAGGAUUGUAACUCAUGUUUUUACCACAGUCACAUCUCCUGUGUAAUGCAUGAUCCUGUAUGCUGCACCUGAACUCAGGUCAGAGAAUGAUGUCCCCACUGACCAUAUUAGUAUAUAACAACAAAAAUACCUCCUGUUGUGCCAGUUGUCUCUGAGGCAGCAGUAAACCACAAGUAAUACAACGUGGGCUGAAAGGACAAGUAUGAUUUGUGAAUGUAUAUGUGAUUAAUUUAGAAUAAUUCUCUUUUCAGUGUGAUUUUUUUUCCUAUUUUUUAUAAAGAUUUAAUAUAUGAUUUCAUAUGAAUUACCAAUACAAUCAGUUCUUCCUAGAUAAUUUUGUUUUAAUUUUUAAAAACAUGCACCCCUGGGAUAGGAGUUCCUCUAACCUACGAUUGGUAAAGAUUUUGGUUGCUGAGCAAGAGAUGCAUUGCCAGUCAUUUCAUCUUGAUAGAAAAAGAAACUGAUACUUGGUUGUAUGGAGGAAAACACUACUACUAAUAAGCUCUGCUUUCUACUGGUUCAUUUCUUUCAAAAAAUGUGCUGUUCUCACCAGUUUCUCUGAGACGUUAGAAAGAACUUGCCUCAGGGCUUUUUUUCUCACUUCAGGGUACGUAACAUCAAUUGGAAGCAGCUGCGUUUAAACAAAAUCUUAAUUUUAUGCUAUGUGUCUGUAAUUUAAAAGAAGUCUCAUUCCUCAUAAUAUUCUCCCUGUCCAUUUAUACAGUUAAAUGAUUUGUUUGAUACAGCACCUACAAAGAGAAUUCUGGUAAAAAGAAUGUAUGUUGUUAAAUGAAGCGUGCUUUCCUAAAGCUAUGCUGUAGGGAAGGUUCUACUUUUGGAAAUGUCACCUCAGUAGCCAUUGACCUGUUUUUCAUCUCUAAAUGUGAUAUGAUUUAUUCACAGGCUUUUUCAGCUGGAGCAGAAAGGGCUUUGUCAGUAUCAACUGUAAUAAUUCCUUUGCAAGAUUAAAUAAAUAUUAAUGAUACGGUAGCAGACUGCACUGUUUUAUACAAUGAUGGUAUCAUCAGGGCUAAAACUAUCACUGAAUUGUGGUUGUAACCUGUGUUACUAAAUGAAAACAGACAUGAAUAGUGCUUGCUGAGGCGAUACCCAACACUUCUAGGAAAAUAUUAUUUAUGAAUGUUACUGAAUCAGUAUUGUGAAAGGUAUAAAUAUACUAAAAAGCUACAACAUGCAGUGUUUCUUUAGGAAAAUAAUUUUUUUUAAUGGACUGCUGUGGGUAUGUGAAAUAAUUCUUCAGGGCUUUACAGUAAAUCAUCUUACAAAUGCAAGCUAUGACCACAAUGUGAAUGCACACUUUAAGAAAUAGUUCCAAGGUAACAAUAGGAUUGAAUUAUAUAUGAAAAUAUCCCCAAGAGGCAGGGACCAGAGCCCCAGUGGUUGAUAGCUGUAUGUCCUGACAGGCUGUGCACAAGAGCCCCGAGGUAGUUUUACAUAUGCUUUAAGAGGGUAAAGGUCAAUCAGAAGAUGCAUUUUCAUCUUCUGAGCUGCCCACAUUUAUUAACACAGACAUUUUUGUGUUUGCCUGCUGAACCAGAUGAGGAAAUUGAUUCACUACCAGAACUCACCCAAGGAAAAAAAGUUAAGAUGUCAGUUGAAUUAAUAUGCUUCAUCAUGAAGUUAUCAGUGUGCUACUGCUGGCAUAGGGGGGAGGUGUAGGAAUUCAGAUGGAAGGUUUAGAUUGUGCUUCAGUCAAUUCACAGUUAAAACUGUUUUCUGAACAUCUAAUUUUAAUGUUGGUCACCCAAACCCAAUAUAAUCAGCAUAUGCUGAUUAUCAUGCCAGGAUUCUGCUCUGAGCUGCUUGUGAAUAAAAUUCAUGCCUUUAUGGUAUUGUCUUCAUUAAGAUUCUGUCUGGAAUGCUGGGUCUCUUCAUCUGAAGCCUAUUGAAGGAGUGAGGUAUUUAUCUACUAGGUAAGUGUUGAGUUCUGAUUUACAGUAUUUAAUAAAGCCACUGUGAAAAGAUGUUACUAAAAAUAAUCCAUCUGAAAUUUUGGGUCUCAUUACCAAAACCACCUACAUUUACUGAGAUAAUUAUGUUUUCUGAAAAGCCAAAAGUCAUAUCAUUUUUGCCAGUGUUGCAGUACUUCUGAUAUUUUUUUCUUGACUCAGAGGAAUUGUGAUAAUCCCAGCUGCUUUCAGAUACUAUUGAUCAUAAAUCCUUUAUACAUCAAAGGAAGAGUAAGAAGCUGCCACAGACUGCUAAAAAUAAAUUUUGUAUGUAUACAAAGGCCUGCUACAGUAACUGAAGCUGGUGAAGUACAUCAAAGAGUGACUUUUCUGUGCACAUUUUCUGAGUAUAGGAAAAGCAUAGAGGAGUGUUCUUAUCAUUUAGGCAUUUAGCUAAUCCUGUCAGAAGGAACAGCAAUAUUUCAUAUUCAGCAGUGUCAGCAUGGGCCUUUUAAAUCUGUCUCAUGCACUCAGUAAGUGCAUAAUAAAGCAGAAGUAUCUUGGAACUAUUAAAAUAAUUUUAGAUAGCUUGUAUUGACUGGGGGUGUUUCUGGCAGUCUGUGUGGGAUUGUGCUCUUCACUCAAUUUCUCUAGUGGAGCAUUAAUUUCAGUAGAAUAUUGAGAGGAGUGAGAGGAAGUGUCAAAUGGGGACUGAGAGGCAAACCAACUAAAGAUUGGUUUGAAGUGAUUGUGGCAUCCUUACAUAUGAUUAAUAAGGAACUGUACAUUUCUCAAUUUCAUUAUGAGUUUUUAAAGUGAUAGAAACAACUCAUGGGGAGAUUGCUUCUGUGUUUUAUUGAAUAUUCUUGGGGAUAAAAUUAAAAUCUGGAUGAAAACUCAGAAUUGUUAUUUACAAGCUGACCCUUCCUGACCUCAUUUUAAGGAGACUGUUCUUUUUGCAGUUUUUAACUUCCAUUAUCACUAAGCAAGAUUGACAUCCUACAGAGUAAUCAGAUUUAGCCAGACAAGAACUUAAUUUGCAUCCUGUGCAGAGCCCAAGGGCCAAUCUUUUGCAUAAUGAGUGGGGACUGAAAUGUUUUCAGGAAAGGAUAAUAUAUGCCUGGGACUGUAAUAUGCAUGAAUCACAUUUGCAUCAUAAAAAUUAUAUCCACUGAUUGCUGUAAACUCAUUCAUAGCCCCAUAAUUGAUAUUCAGCUUAAUUUAUAAGAAAACAAAAAAC